UUCUAAGCGCCAUCGCCAUCGCCAUCGCCAUCGCCAUCGCCAUCGCCGUCCCACUCUGCUUCUGCUUCACACAUCACUGCUCUACUGAGCCUGCGUUUCUCCUUCUCGUUGUCUCUUUCUGUCUCUUCAUCCUCCCUUUGAAGAGGGGCCUCACUGGGUCUUCGGUUUGGAGGUGGAGGUGGAGAGGGGGGGGCCAAAAGGGGUGGGUUCUUGAUGCGGCUCUAGGGUUUUCUUGAUCGGCGGUCGUUCCCUUGCGAUGGCUAUCCGGGGUGUCGAUUUCAAGUGGUACGACGGCUUCUUCUUGUCCAUGCUCGCGACCAGUGUUGUCAUUGUCGCAAUCAACUGGAAACGGUAUCAUCUUUGUACAUACCCGUUGCACAUAUGGAUUGUGGUUGAUUACACGACUGUAUUCGUUUUUCGCUUGUUGAUGUUUGUAGAUAAUGGACUCGCUGCUGGAAUGGGAUUGGACUUCGGUUGGCAGCAGAGAUAUGCUCGAUUUUGUGGGAGAGUAGUCGUACUUUCUGUUCUCUCACUGAUACUAUAUCCGUUUCUUUGGGCUUGGACUAUAAUUGGCACCCUAUGGUUCACAAGUGCAAAAAAUUGUUUACCAGAAGAGGGUCAGAAAUGGGGUUUCCUUAUUUGGCUACUUUUCAGCUAUUGCGGCCUCCUUUGCAUAGCUUGCAUGUCCGUGGGAAAGUGGUUGACACGAAGACAAGCACACCUUGUACGAGCUCAGCAAGGCAUACCUGUAUCAGAGUAUGGGGUUGUAGUUGAUAUGGUACGGGUGCCAGACUGGGCAUUUGAAGCAGCCGGUCAAGAGAUGAGGGGUAUGGGACCAGAUGCUGCUACUUACCACCCCGGUCUUUACUUAACUCCUACACAGAGGGAAGCAGUUGAAGCACUCAUCCAGGAACUCCCCAAGUUCAGGCUUAAAGCUGUUCCAACUGACUGCAGUGAAUGUCCCAUCUGCUUAGAAGAGUUCCAUGUGGGGAAUGAGGUUCGAGGCCUUCCUUGUGCUCACAAUUUUCAUGUGGAGUGCAUCGACGAGUGGUUGCGUCUUAACGUGAAAUGUCCUCGGUGCCGCUGCUCUGUGUUCCCAAACCUGGACCUCAGCGCCUUGUCUAACCUUCGUCCUGAAUCGGAACGAUCACCGGCCUCAAUCGUCACAACAAACCGUUACGUGCGGACCCAACAACCUUCUAGCCAAAGCUAUCUGUUGAGAUUGCACGGCUUUCUGCGUCCGGUUCGGUCUGAGAAUGCGGGGCCGCCCAACAGCAACGAUGUUAUCUUGGAGAUCAGUGAGAAUGGACACGUUGCUGCAGCUACUCAGGAACGAGCGAACGGCAUGGGACCGCUACCUCCUGAUAGGUCUGGGCUCAAUGGACAGUCUAUUUGAGGUGAAGAGUAUGUUGAUCAUUGUUUCUUGUCGCACAUAAGUUUUACCUUUAAUUUACGCUAACCCUGUCCCGUGUAAAGACAGAAAUGUUUGUCCAUGUGAUCGUCGUUUGUCCAUCGUGUGUCGCCCAUCAUAUGCGGUAAGUUUACUGAUGUAGGGUACGAAUUUUGUAACAACAUUAGUUGCCACUCAUUUUCAGAUCAAUGAUAUGCAAAUAUAUGACUUUACCAAA
This is a messenger RNA of Syzygium oleosum, 1628 nucleotides long. Its product is annotated as E3 ubiquitin-protein ligase SIS3. NCBI's taxonomy places the organism in Eukaryota, Viridiplantae, Streptophyta, Magnoliopsida, Myrtales, Myrtaceae. Gene Ontology annotation, biological process: sugar mediated signaling pathway. The transcript has 10 exons. Gene Ontology annotation, molecular function: ubiquitin-protein transferase activity. The record is from RefSeq and is a predicted model, not a curated record. Bases 257 to 1396 code for a protein of 379 amino acids.